This is a messenger RNA of Gymnogyps californianus (California condor), 4234 nucleotides long. It is a transcript of the gene FAM222B, whose product is annotated as family with sequence similarity 222 member B. Bases 90 to 1757 code for a protein of 555 amino acids. The transcript has 3 exons. Lineage: Eukaryota; Metazoa; Chordata; Aves; Accipitriformes; Cathartidae. The record is from RefSeq and is a predicted model, not a curated record.
ACAGCGGCGGCGGCGCCAUGAGGCCCGGGCAGGGGCACCGAGAUGUGCAGAGGAGUGAAUGCCCCAUGUUGUGUUAGUGCCUGUCUGCCAUGCUGGCCUGUCUGCCAGGACCAGGUGACCUCUCCUUUCAGCUUCUUUCUUACACGCAGAUGAACACUGGACUUCAGAAAUGGGACACUACACAGAAAAUGAGAUCUGCACAGUAUCCUACCCCAGCAGAAUUGGAUGCUUAUGCUAAGAAGGUCGCCAACAAUCCACUGACUAUAAAAAUUUUUCCAAACAGCGUCAAGGUUCCCCAGAGGAAACACAUACGCCGUACUGUGAACGGACUUGAUACUUCGGGCCAGAGGUACAGUCCCUACCCGUCUCAGGCCACCACAAAAACAGGCCUCCUGGCGAUAGUCAAAUCUCCAGCAAAAGGAAUUAUCAAAGACUUUGACGGGACACGCACGCGUCUGCUGCCGGAAGCGAUGAUGAAUCCCCCUUCCACACCAUACGUUGCACCUAGCACUUUAACCCACCCCCAGGCGCUUGCUCGCCAGCAGGCUCUCCAGCAUGCACAGACUUUGCCGCACCCCCAGAGUAUACCGCAGCCACAGACUUUGCAGCACCCUCAGGGUAUACCACAGCCACAAAGCUUACCGCACCCUCAGGGGAUACCGCAGCCGCAGACGCUGCCGCACCCUCAGAAUAUGCAGCAGCCGCAGGGCUUGCAGCAUCCUCAGACCAUGGCACACCAGACUCUGCAGCACCCCCCGAAUCCUUUGCUGCAGCCAGGUUUACAUGGAAGCAGAAAGAUGCCGGAUGCAGAUGCGCCGCCGAAUGUGACCGUGUCUACCUCAACCAUUCCCCUCUCUAUGGCUGCCACCCUGCAGCAGAACCAGCCACCGGACCUGAGCAGCAUUGUGCACCAGAUUAACCAGUUCUGCCAGGCCAGAGCUGGCAUUAGCACUACCUCAGUAUGUGAGGGACAGAUUGCAAACCCCAGCCCUAUAAGUCGCAACCUGCUUAUCAAUGCAAGUACCAGGGUAUCUACUCACAAUGUCCCUACACCCAUGCCUUCCUGUGUAGUAAACCCUGUCGAUCAUGCUGCUGCUGCUAUUCCUCCUGCCUCUGUUAAUGUGCCCAUGGUGAAUAUUAACAGGGUGCCGCCCGCGUACCAGAACGAAAUCAAAUCGGUUGCGUGGAACCAGCACCAGCUUGCACAUCUGCAGCAAAUGUGUGGGGAUGCUGCUGGGCCUGCUGGACUCGCAGGGAAGCACCCUCAGAGAGAGAUCGCAGGGCAGAGUUUUCCUGGCAAAACUUCAAACUACCCUCAAGAACUGUGCAUGGGCCAGUCGUUCAGCUUGAAGCCCCCCAUCGAGAAGCCUACGCCUUCUCCACCUGUGAAUGGGUUGCAGGGACCCUUGCCAUAUACCAAUGGGCACUAUUUCCAGCCCAUCUGGAAUAACAUUCUGCCCACGCCCAACAGUGACAGCUCUGGGUCCCAGGACCUCGCCAUGCCUUUCCACGGGGGACAGCCAGCAGGAGCGCCGCUAGAUUGUGCAGGAGGAACUCAUUACAGAGCUGGAGCUGGCCCAUCCAGCCAGAAUAAUGUGAUGCAGACCAUGGAUUACCUAAGCGGGGACUUCCAGCAGUCCUGCUUCAGAGAUCAGAGCAUGGCCGUGCUGGGAAAAGUCCAUCGGCCUCCCAUGAACCGAGCACCUGAACCAACCGAUAGUCGAAAUCUUCAUAUUCAACACCCAGGGUAUAGAUAGGCUGCAGUCACUUUCACAGACAAAAAUUAUAGGUUUAGUCUUAAUUUUAAUUAAUAAGCAAGGCAUUUUUAACUUGCAAACUUGUGUGAUCAUUAUAGUAACCAUUGGAAGAAGACAUACUGUAUAUUUAAAAGCUUUGCUUACAUGUUAUCUAUCUCCUUUAUGCAUCAAAUAUUUAACAUGCCUUUUGUGUCAAAGAAUUUCAUUACACUACUUCACGCCACAGCUGUUUCCUCACCGCAGAAUCCCCUUUGUGCAGCUUCUGCCUUCUGCUUAGUAGCUCCUUGCUGGACUGAUGUUGAGUUGCUGCAGGGUUUCACAGUUGCAUCUGUUCGCCAGCUCCAUCAAGAGCGAGGUAGCGUAGCUGCUUAAAUUUCCAUCUCAAUUUCCUCUGAAGAUUAAGAGCAACAGAAUUUGUCAGGAAGCAGGGCUUAUUUUCAACUCGAAAGCCCAUUUCAUUAAUGCAUUAAACAUUGACCAUUUGCACUGUCUAGAGGCCUGUUUAAUUGAAAAAGAAGCCUACAUUUGAAAAGAGCUAGCUAGGGGUAUGUAUUUAGGCAUUAAUAUAGGAAGAAGCUUUUCAGCUGUUUCUUGCCGAGACACCCACAUUUAUCGUUUAGACUUUGUCCAAAGUCAAAAGUCUCUUGCAGAUUUUUCUGACACUUUUUUUUUUUGCAGACAGGGUAUGGAGGAGGGGGGAAUGGCGGUUUUAGGACGUAGGCAGCAUAGCUGCCAUAGGUAGCUGCUUGUUUCUGCAUCGUAUUUCCCUUCCCUGCUCCCCUUUUGCCAGCGUAAGAGCUAACUUUGUCUGAACCCCUCGCUGCUAGGAGUCUGGCCGUCCUGAUGUGAAGGGAAACCAGACCCACUGACGACUCCAAAAAGGGUUCAGCCGCUUCUCCAGUAGCUAGAAUGAAUUUCGGGGCGAGGAGACGUAACUCGAGCUCGUCUCCGGUGCAAUGAGCGGGCGCGCGGGGCGGUGUGGCACGGUCCCGUUGCGGCAGCAGUACCGAUGGGACGGGAGGCGGUUGAUCUGAAGCGAAGCUCCGCUCGUGAGCCACUGUGGGACCGACGGUCCCGUAUUCCUCUCCAUCAAAACGCCACAGCAGAUUUAAUGGAACAAUUCUCCUCUCUGGGAAUUAGCGAAGCUAUUUAUAACAUCCCUUUUUCCCAGGGUCUCGGUGCCUAACUCCUUCUCUUCCUUUCCCACGUCACUUCCAGCAGCUAGUCGAGUCAGUGACCGUAGGACACUAACUACUGAGUAACCUCAGCAUCUUGUUCUCCUCAGUGUACCGAAACAUACCUUUCCUUCCUAACAGCCGAAUUUGUUGUAAGUAGAAAAUUUCUCUUCUCUGUUAAUGAGACUGAUACUUGAACAUAAUGAUCACAAUCAAGUUUGGAAAUUAAAAAAAAAAAAUAAUAAAAAAAUAAAUGCAUUGAUUCUUUAUAUGUACACUGGCUAAAAAUAUUGCUCUACACUGUAACUUUUAAGUGUAAUAUUUCUGUAUGAAUGUCGCCUGGUAGUGUGGGUUUGAGUAGCAUUGUGUAUGGGUGAACCCACUGGCCUCUGCCAUCCACUGGCCUCCCUCACAGCCCUUUGAAAAACAAAGCCUUAAGUAUUUGCUCCUUGAACUUUCCUUAACGAGCAUGGUUUAAAAUCUUAAGACAUCAUACAAAAUUUAAAAAAAAAAAAAAAUAACAAGUUUUGAAGUGACGUCAUAGUUGGCUAGAGAUUCUUAAAAGUUUUUCGUAAAUGGAAAAAUUAGAAAACAUUUAUUUGUAUUUUUUUAAUUUAGACGUGUAGUCCUGGGCUGUAACAAAUAUUUAGGUUUCAAAGCUUAGCAGAGUACGUUUUCUGACUCCUUGCGUAAGUUAGUACACUUAUAUCAUGUCAUUAUUUAAAUUCUUUUAAGUGUACUAUAAACCGUUCUUUAGUGGUAACUCUUUAGCAAAGUUAAGCAAUUUGACUAAAGACGGAUUAAAUUAUGUGUUGGCUUGUGUUGCCUUAUAUUUAAAAAGGAAAAAUUGCCUGAUUGUGUUAUGCCAAAUGAUAGCAACAUGAAGUCCUAAUUUAUUGUUUAUAAUCGUAUUCCUGCAGUCUUUGUGAAAACUGGUAAAUAUACAUCUAUGAAAGAACUAAAAUCCUGAGGCUUUUCAUGCAAUAUUUUUCUGAAUACAUUAUAUUGGAAGCCAAGGUUCGAGUCUGAAGCUGCUUCCCUUACAGUCUCCCCGCCGUCUUCCCUGUCCUACUCCCCCAAAUCGAUCUAGGGCUGUGCUAUGACUUCAACCUUUCCUGCCGAGUUAGUUACUGUAAGGUGUUCUGCUACCUGAAUACAUACCUUUUUACUAAAUAAAAUAUUGGCAUCUCCUCUGUUCAGUAGCCUGCUACAACUCUCAACCCAGACUGUUAUUAAAAGCUAAUUUUUUCCUCCUGCUCUUCUCCUGAGAGAGAGACUGAGUAGAGUCCCGUGUCGUGGUGU